AUGACAACCUCUCAAUACCUUGAACGUACUAAGGAAAUCGUUGAGAGGGAUGAAGAAAUAGAGGUAAAGAGAAAAGGUGUGACUGAAGAUGGUCCAGUAGUGGCAGAGGACAUGCUCAAAAAUGAAGCAAGGGUUUCAAAAGAAACAACACUGAACUCAGGUAACCCGAAUCCUCUGGAUAGUGAAAUAAGUAUAGGAGAAAAUGUAAAUGUGGAUUCUGUAGUUGCUGAGUGUGAGGAAAGGCAGAGUGAACCUUUAAACAAAAAGGAUAUAGAGGGAAAAUCAAAUGUUGAACCUGAAACUGCUGCAUGUGAGGAGGGACAAAGUAGUCCUGUAAUUGCAGAAAAAAUGGCUAAAAAUAUAGAUAAAUUAGGAGAAGAUGUUGAAAAUGCGGGGGUUAGUGAUGACAUUGGACAGGAAUUGUCGAUGGAGAGUGAAAAUGUGAGAGUUGGUUUGGAUAAUGUUGGUGAGAACCUUGAUGACAUUGUCAGAAAAGUUGUGAGUAAUAUUGCUGAGGGAGAGUCUGGGAAAGAUAUUGUUGAAGGGGAGAAUGAGAAAGAGAGUAUAGAAACGCAGGAAAAGCAAAGAGAGACUGAGAAGGAGAAUGUAGAGACUCAGGGGGAACAGGGGAGUCUCGGUAAAACGGAGGUUGUGAAUGAGGGACCUGGUCUGGAAGGAGAAUGUUUGGAUAUUGUACCCCUAUCCACUAUUGCUAUUCCAUGGGAAGGAUCCUCAAAAAUGGAACUUGGUUCCUCAAAACCAUCUGAGAAGGGAAACACAACCAAGAGCAAACAUGUUGCUAAGAAGAAAACCUCUUCACAGCAAAGUAAGAACCGCCCACUGUCAGACCCAGAACUCGAGCACAACUUGACUCUACUCUUCAGUCAAUUAAGAGACGACGAAGAAGUGGUGACUGUGCCGGAGACACAGGAGAAAGAAGAGGAGCAGGAUCCUUUGAAAAGAAAAAACUCUAAAAGAAAAGAAAAAUCUGUAGUUGAAAAGGAGAAAACUAAAGUGAGUGAGGUGGAAAUUAAGAAAGAUGCUACUGAAGUGAACAAGGGGAAGAAAGCUUCUAAGUCCCUAAAGAAAAGGAUGAGCAAUGAAACUGAAGAAGCAGGUUCAUCCAAAAGGAUAAAAGUGAAUGUAAGCAUGGGACCUAGUUCUUCCAAACAACGAAAACUGAGGAAGGAUGAAGAAAAGUUGAGACAUGAAAAUCUGAGAGGACAAAAGGUGUUGCUUGGCAGAGUGUUUGAUCCUGAGGAGGUAGCUGAUUUUAUGGUGAAUCUGCAGUAUACUGAUGACCAUACCUUGGUGUGCAAGGUUGGAAAGGUUGAUUUUACAAUGGAUGAAACUCAGCUGGGAGAAUUUCUGAAUAUCCCAACUGAGGGAGUGAAAAAGCUGGGGAAUGACAAAUAUAUCAAGGCCUCUGAUGACUUCAAAAGCCUUAUAGUCAGGAUAGGAGAGCAGGUGACCACUGAGACACUUUACAAGAAGUAG
This is a messenger RNA of Lycium barbarum (goji berry), 1497 nucleotides long. RefSeq lists its product as uncharacterized. NCBI's taxonomy places the organism in Eukaryota, Viridiplantae, Streptophyta, Magnoliopsida, Solanales, Solanaceae. The record is from RefSeq and is a predicted model, not a curated record. The transcript has 3 exons. Bases 1 to 1497 code for a protein of 498 amino acids.